GUCACGUGGGCACCCCAGGAAGCGCGGGCGCACCCACCUCGGGCUGCCGUGGAGUUUCGGAGAAGCUCCGCCGAGUGAUGGCGAAGCCCGGGCAGGGGCAGGACCCGGAGAGCACAGCCGCGGUCGCCAUGCUAACGCGGGCGGUGGAACUAGAUUCGGAGUCCCGGUACCAGCAGGCCCUGGUGUGUUACCAGGAGGGGAUUGACUUGCUCAUGCAGGUUCUGAAAGGCACCAAAGAUGACGCAAAGAAACAGAAUCUCAGAAAAAAAAUUACUGGCUACAUGGAUAGAGCAGAAAAUAUAAAGAAAUACUUGGAUCAAGAAAAAGAAGAUGGAAAAUAUCACAAGCAAAUUAAAAUAGAAGAGAAUGCCACAGGUUUCAGUUAUGAGUCACUUUUUCAAGAAUACCUUAAUGAGACUGUUACAGAAGUUUGGAUAGAGGAUCCUUAUAUUAGACAAACUCAUCAGCUGUAUAACUUUCUUCGGUUUUGUGAGAUGCUUAUUAAGAGACCAUGUAAAGUGAAAACAAUCCAUCUUCUCACUUCUCUGGAUGAAGGCACUGGGAAAGAGCAGCAAAGAAGUGGCCUGAAAGAAAUAAAAGAGUCACUCAAGAAUCAUGGAGUACUGUUGGAAUUGGAAUACUCUUCUUCAAUACAUGACCGAGAAAUUAGGUUCAACAAUGGAUGGAUGAUUAAGAUUGGAAGGGGACUUGAUUAUUUUAAGAAACCACAGAGUCGGUUUUCCCUUGGAUAUUGUGAUUUUGAUUUAAGACCAUGUCAUGAAACAACAGUGGACAUCUUUCAUAACAAGCACACAAAAAAAAUAUGAUGUAUUUUACAUUAUAUAUUUACAUUAUGUAUUCCUAUUUUAAGUGAAUAUUGGUUUUUUUUUUACUUUGUACGGAUCAUUGCUUUUAUGUAUAAAUU
Messenger RNA from Choloepus didactylus (southern two-toed sloth), 925 nucleotides. It is a transcript of the gene MITD1, whose product is annotated as microtubule interacting and trafficking domain containing 1. Bases 78 to 827 code for a protein of 249 amino acids. The transcript is spliced from 7 exons. Lineage: Eukaryota; Metazoa; Chordata; Mammalia; Pilosa; Megalonychidae. Gene Ontology annotation, biological process: midbody abscission. The record is from RefSeq and is a predicted model, not a curated record. Gene Ontology annotation, cellular component: midbody.